This is a messenger RNA of Rangifer tarandus platyrhynchus (Svalbard reindeer), 786 nucleotides long. The record is from the annotation of a GenBank genome assembly. Lineage: Eukaryota; Metazoa; Chordata; Mammalia; Artiodactyla; Cervidae.
AUGCUGGUGGCAGACAUCCUGGGGAGCUCCCAGCCGUGUGGACACUGCCCAGCUGGUGACCAACAUCCCAGACCGCCAGCACCCAGACCCCACGCUGCCCAGCUGCCUAUAGGUAAGCCAUACGGCUGUCUGAACUCUUUCCACAGUUCCCAGCCCAAGCUGUGGGCAUGGAGGAUAAACAAAAUUAUGAAAUGUACAAAGUCAGAAGCUAAGCCCCCGGAGCUGCUGACAGACCGGGAGGCCUGGGUGCUGCAGUCCCUGGGGUCGCAGAGAGUCGGCCUCGCCUGCGCGGCUGAACGGCAGGUUAGUCGCUACCGGCCUUUUGUCUUCCGACAGGUGGCGCGGCAGUACUGGCUUUGGGUCCCUGCGCGCGGCCUCCGCUCCCUGGGAGACCCCGCGCGCCCCCGCGGCCUCCGCCCGGCGCGGGCACUCGUUCGCGUCCGCUCCGCUCGGGGGGCUUUGCUGCCGGGGCCCCGGAGGCAGACGCCCGUGGCCCGGCGGACACGAGCGCUGGCGGCAGGCGGGCGCUCCGCGGGUGUCCAGGGGCGCCUGGCCGUGCCCGGUGGAGCCCCCGGCAGGGUGCAGGGCCGGGCCCGGAGCUCCGUGCGCGGCCCCGAUGCCGCGGGUCCUCCCGCCCGGGGAGCUCACCGGGCGCCCGCCUGCUCUGCGCGCCCGGGAAAUCCUGGGGCGCCGGGGCGCAGGCCGGGGCGCUCGAGUUAUGGUGUUUCCCGCUGGUGGAUGGAAGGGGGCCGACAGUGGGAGCAUCUCAUGCAGCCGUGGUGCUGA